CUGGUAAUGAGGUGGAUUCCUCUGGAAUCAAAUCCUGAUGUUAUGAACAAUGUAGUGCUCCGUGUCAAAGAACCCAUGCGUUUUGUUGAUGUAUUCGGUACGGAUCUGGAGAUGCAGGCUCUCGUUCCUGGGCCGAUUUUGUCACUGUUGUUACUUUAUCCGCUCACCGAAAACGCGAAAAAGCAUCCGAUUGGAACUCUCUCAGUGAAUGAGAAGUGCUUUUUUAUGAAACAGACCAUACCCAACGCAUGUGGAACGGUUGCCAUUCUUCAUGCACUUGCCAACAACGUAGAUGCAUUGGAUUUAAGAUCCCUCCCAUGGCUUCGAAAGUUUCUUGAGAAGGCACACAAUAGCACUCCUAAGGAGCGUGCGGAAAUCUUGGAAAACGAAGAGGAACUAAGUGAGGUUCAUGAAAAUUGUGCGCACCAAGGUCAAACAGAUGCUCCUGAUCCGGACUCCCAAAUCAAUUUACAUUUUGUCGCUUUUGUGAAUUCCGAUGGCCAUCUCAUUGAGCUUGAUGGGCGUCGCGAAGGCCCAAUACUACACGGAAAUACCUCUCCAGAUACAUUCUUAGCCGACGCUUGCAAAGUUGUAGAGCAAUUCAUGCAUCGGGAUCCGGAUAAUGUUAAUUUUAGUCUCAUGGCUUUAACUAACGUUGGAGGUUAA
This is a messenger RNA of Hydatigera taeniaeformis, 666 nucleotides long. NCBI's taxonomy places the organism in Eukaryota, Metazoa, Platyhelminthes, Cestoda, Cyclophyllidea, Taeniidae. The record is from the annotation of a GenBank genome assembly.